AUGCCAUCGUCCAUCGCGAUGUUUCACAUUAGACAUCUGAACACCACAGCAAUCAUCAAGAAGGCCCAGCAGAGGCUUCACUUCCUGAGAGUUCUCAGGAAGCACAAUCUGGACUCCAGCCUGUUGCUGACCUUCUACCGCGUGUCCACUGAGAGUCUGCUGACAUAUUGCAUCACAGUAUGGUAUGGUAGCUGCACCAUGGCAGACAGAGAGAGGCUUCAGAGGCUGAAUGUGUCAGACUGCAGUAUCACUGAAGAAGGUUAUAAAGCUCUGGCUUCAGCUCUGAGAUCAAACCCUUCACACCUGAUAGAGCUGGAUCUCACAGGAAAUGAUCCUGGACAAUCAGGAGUGAAGGAGCUCAGUGAUUUACUACAGGAUGGACUCUGUUCAUUAAAGACCAUCAGGUUUUUGAAAAGUCCUGCUGCAGAGGAAGUGUGUGAGUAUCUCACUGGAGUUCUGGGUAAAAGUCCAUUACUACUGAAAGAACUGGAUCUGAGUGGAGAUAAAUUAGGAGAUCUGGAUGGGGAGAAACUCUCUGCUCUUUUGAUGGACUCUCAUAGCAAACUGGAGAAAAUAAUGCUGAAUAAUUGUGAUCUGACAGAGAAAAGCUGUUCAGUUCUAGCUACUGUUCUCUCCUCCAAAACCAUCCUGAAAGAGAUGAACCUGAACAACAGUCGUCUGCUGGAUUCAGGAGUCAAAGAGAUCUGUGAGGGACUGAAGAAUCCUGUGUGUGAGCUGAAGAUACUGAAUCUGUGUAGAUGCAGUAUGACAGAGAAACAGUGUCUCAUCCUGACUUCAGCUCUGAAAUCAAACCCAUCACACCUGAGAGAACUGAACCUGAGCUGGAAUAAACUAGGAGACUCUGGAGUGAAAAACCUCAGUGAUCUACUGAUGAACACACAAUUCAAGCUGGAGAAACUAGAAUUAAGCUGCUGUGAAAUGACAGAUGAAGGUUGUUCUGCUGUGACUUCAGCUCUGAAAUCAAACCCAUCACACCUGAGAGAACUGAACCUGAGCUUGAAUAAACUAGGAGACUCUGGAGUGAAAAACCUCAGUGAUCUACUGAUGAACACACAAUUCAAGCUGGAGAAACUAGAAUUAAGCUGCUGUGAAAUGACAGAUGAAGGUUGUUCUGCUGUGACUUCAGCUCUGAAAUCAAACCCAUCACACCUGAGAGAACUGAACCUGAGCUUGAAUAAACUAGGAGACUCUGGAGUGAAAAACCUCAGUGAUCUACUGAUGAACACACAAUUCAAGCUGGAGAAACUACAUCUGUGUAGAUGCAGAAUUACAGAGAAACAGUGUCUCAUCCUGACUUCAGCUCUGAAAUCAAACCCAUCACACCUGAGAGAACUGAACCUGAGCAUGAAUCAAAUAAAAAACACAGGAGUGAAUCACUUAUGUGACAUACUGAAGGAUUCACACUGUAAACUGGAGAGAUUGAGACUUUCAGACUGCAGUAUCACUGAAGAAGGUUAUAAAGCUCUGGCUUUAGCUCUGAGAUCAAACCCUUCACACCUGAUAGAGCUGGAUCUCACAGGAAAUGAUCCUGGACAAUCAGGAGUGAAGGAGUUCAAUGAUUUACUACAGGAUCCAAACUGUCAACUUAAGACACUGAGGUUUUUGGGUCCUGCUGCAGAUGAAGCCUGUCAGUAUGUGACUGGAAUUGUGGGUAUAAACCCGUUACUCCUGAGAGAGCUGAAUCUGAGUGAACAUGAACUAGGAGACACACGAGUGAAUCAGAUCGCUGCUCUACUGCAGGAUAAACACUGUCAACUCAACACACUGAUUCUGAAUAACAACUGUAUCACAGAAGGAGGUUGUCAUGUUCUGGCUGCAGCUCUAAAUUCAAACCCUUCAAAUCUGACAGAGCUGGAUCUGAGUGAGAAUAAACUAGGAAACCCAGGAAUGAAGAUCAUCUUGACUCUGUUUGAAAAUGUACAGUGUAGACUGGAAAAGCUGAAGUUAAAGUGCAUCAGUAUUACAGAUGAAGGUUGUGCUGCUCUGGCAUCAGCGUUUCAUUCAAACCUCAGAGAGCUGGAGCUGAGCAGGAAUCAAAUAGGAGACUCUGGAGUGACAGAAAUUUCCAGUCUGCUGAGAAAUUCACAGUGCACACUACAGAUACUCAGACUUUCAGACUGCAGUAUCACUGAAGAAGGUUAUAAAGCUCUGGCUUCAGCUCUGAGAUCAAACCCUUCACACCUGAUAAAGCUGGAUCUCACAGGAAAUGAUCCUGGACAAUCAGGAGUGAAGGAGCUCAAUGAUUUACUACAGGAUGGACUCUGUUCGUUAAAGACCAUCAGGUUUUUGAAAAGUCCUGCUGCAGAGGAAGCAUGUGAGUAUCUCACUGGAGUUCUGGGUAAAAGUCCAUUACUACUGAAAGAACUGGAUCUGAGUGGAGAUAAAUUAGGAGAUCUGGAUGGGGAGAAACUCUCUGCUCUUUUGAUGGACUCUCAUAGCAAACUGGAGAAAAUAAUGCUGAAUAAUUGUGAGCUGACAGAGAAAAGCUGUUCAGUUCUAGCUACUGUUCUGUCCUCCAAAACCAUCCUGAAAGAGAUGAACCUGAACAACAGUCGUCUGCUGGAUUCAGGAGUCAAAGAGAUCUGUGAGGGACUGAAGAAUCCUGUGUGUGAGCUGAAGAUACUGAAGUGAGUACAUUUCACCAACAGCUACACUCAA
Molecule: messenger RNA, 2679 nt
Organism: Labeo rohita (rohu)
Lineage: Eukaryota; Metazoa; Chordata; Actinopteri; Cypriniformes; Cyprinidae
Product: ribonuclease inhibitor-like
Exons: 16
Coding region: 1-2652 (883 amino acids)
Molecular function (GO): methyltransferase activity; 2-oxoglutarate-dependent dioxygenase activity; protein binding
Source: RefSeq, a predicted model, not a curated record